Messenger RNA from Lymnaea stagnalis (great pond snail), 5245 nucleotides. NCBI's taxonomy places the organism in Eukaryota, Metazoa, Mollusca, Gastropoda, Lymnaeidae. The record is from the annotation of a GenBank genome assembly.
AUGUACAAAGUAGUUGAUGUGUAUUUACGCUUUUGUGGGUGGGGUGUAUUAUCUAAACUAAAACGAAUAACAUUUGGGUAGCCAAAACUUGCUGUUGUCACUUCAAACUUGCAGCCUAAAUUUUUGUACUGAAACGAUAUAGGUAAGAUAAUACGAUUUUACUUUUUCACCAAUGACCGGCGAACAGUGACUGUAGUGCAUGACUUUGAACAUGGAUCAUUGCUAAUGGCCUAAGCCUAAUACUAAUACUAAUGGCUAAUGGCUAAUGAAUUAUUGAUUUGAAGAAUGAGAAUCAUUGCUCAUUGCAACUUUCGAGAUUGAUUGUAAUUUUGGUAAAUUAAAUUGAAUUUUGAAUGCCUAUGCCUAUCGUAUACAGUAGGCCUAUAAUAUACUCAAUACUGUCUAUGUGACUGAAAUAUGAUGAAAUAAAUGAUGCCGUUGCCUGAUGGCCAUUGUCAUUGUACUAAUCAUUGUUUUUCAUGCAUUCAAUCAUUCUCUUCGAAUCAAUAAUUGAUUGAUUGAUUGAAUGACAUUGAUAGCAAUAGUAGCCACAAUCUUCUUGCAAUGAUUCAUUGCAGCGGGCCCAGUGACAAUCACAAUACAAUGUAAAAUGUAAGGGCAAAGUCAAUGAUAUGAAAUCAGCUGAACAGUGCAAUCGGGUGUCAUGAUUUUGUUGCCAAACUGAUGACCUCCAUUAGCCUAUUUAAAUUUGAGUUGAACAUUGAAUUAUGUACUCAUUACUAAAUUAAUAUCAAUUUUGUCUUGUUUUUGACUCGGCCAGAAGUUAGACUUUGACUUAGACCAGAGAAAAUAAGGCACAGUUGAGUUAUUAUGAAGAGGAUUAGCUUAGACUAUUCCAGGGGUGGCCAACCCAAAUGGCUCCGCCGUUCAUUUAUUCUCUAUCACUUCAGUCUAUGCACAUAAUUCUUAGAGAUUUUAGAUGUUAACAUGUCCACUCAUGCCACCAUACACAUAAAUAAAUUGUAUAGAUUUUAAUUGGGAUAUAAAAAUAACUCUUAAUACUUACCGUAUUUUCUGGAGUAUAAGAUGACUCUUAACCCAUGAGAAUCUUUUCAAAAGUCGGGUGUCAUCUUAUAAGCUGGUAUACGAUGUGCUGAAAUCUCAGGGGCAGGCACCCUCUAGGUCCAGUUUGGUUGACAGCUUAGAAAACAAAUAGCAUGGCACCUCCCAUGUGUUUAUUGUCUUAUCCUUCCUUUCUGUUCUUUUUUAAUUUUUAUUUGGUGUGCCUUGGAAGAGGAAUAGUCUUUAACAGUGAGUAUAACCCAAACCCUAUAUUUUAACAGGAAAAGUAGGGGUCGUCUUAUACGCCCAAUCAUCUGAUAUGGUUACAUAUAUAUAGUAAUGUCACUAUGAUCUGCAGGGAAGGGUGGGAGAGUAGAAAUCAAUCAUGCCAAAGGAGGAUUCCUGAGCAAGUGGGGGUAGGUGUCUGGUGAGGCAAAAAUAUUUGAUAAAUUGGGACAUACCGGAAUUUAGUUUAGUGGGGCAUACCGUCACAAAAAAGUACUGUAUAUAUAUACAUAUAUUUAUAUAUUUUUAACCAUAUUUAUGCAGCAGUUAUUAAGAUGGUUAAAAGGUACAGAAGGCUAGACAAACAACACCAAAUAGUUGACAAAUGGAGGCCACACCUUAAAAGAAAACAGAAAUCGCUACUAGAUGUAGCCUCUGAAGAGAAACACAAUCUACCAAAGAAUUACAAAUCAUAUCUGAAGAUUUAUCCUCAAACCAACAUUUUGAGGCCGAAGUGACUGCUAUUAAAGCAGCGCUACACCAUCUGUCUGCAAUCUUCACAGCCUAACCCAGCUAACGAAAGAAAGGAAUUUAGUCAUCUUCUCCAAUUGCAAAUCAAUACUUCAGACAGCUGAGUUUCAAGAUCUUACAACAGCCACAACAGUAAAAUUACUACUUCUAAAUGCAUAACACCUACCAUGAAACCUAUCCAGUGAGACUAGCUUUACAAUGGAUACCAGAGAACCACAAUACCGGCAUACUGGGAAAUAAAAAAAACAGACAAACUAGUGAAAUAGGGUGCAUCCAAGGAACAAUCAAACAUAAUUACACCACUAAACACAGCAAAGCAGAUUAUCAGACGUAUCAAAAAUGAUGCGUUAUAUAGAGGGGAUAUGGGCUCAACAGGAAGAUGUGUGUUCACACUUAUGCCCAUAACUGACCUUAAAGAUCCAAUAAAUAAUCUUUUCGCCUGAGCACAGGACACACAGGACUAAGUUCUCACCAUCACCGCAUCAAAUCAGAUAAAACUCUAAAGUGUUUGAUGCUUAUGCUUUUAAUAAAACUAAUAAUUUUAGAAAGUCAGUAUGAGCAGACUCUAUAGCACUAUAAACAUCAAAUCAUUAUGACUAGCCUUUAACUUUAAAUCAUACUAUAAGGUAUGAUCUAUUUUUCUGUAACUUUUCUUAACAGUAACUCAUGCGUCUGAGCAGCACUCGGAAAUUGAUACAAUUAACAUCAGCUUCAAUAAUGACAGCCUUGAACAGGGGCCAUUGUGAUUCAGUUAGAGAAGAAGUUAUCCAAGUUGGAAAGGUGAAAACAAAUGUCUUAAAAGUUGGACAUUUUAGAGAAAGACUUCCUACAGACGCCAAGCAAGUGUUAAUGUUAAUUAUACCAGGUAAGUUACAAUACCUCGGCUACUUUUGGGCUAUUAUUUGUAAAGUAACAGAGGUCAUAAUUGUAUUUAAUUAAAAGAUAUAUUGAUUAGGAUGAUGCUAACUUGAUUAAAUACUGCAACUAUUAAUAAGUAAUAAGUUAUGGAUAUUAUUUUUUGUUGCAACUUUUUAAUGUUUUUUGAUGGUGUGACUUUAAUGGAACAAUUUUUAAAUCCUCUCAGUAAAAUUUUAAAAAUGUUUUAUGAUAAUGUCAACAGUUCAUAAAAAUUUGCAGGCAAUCCUGGUGUUCCAUAUUUUUAUGAGGAUUUCAUGCAAGAACUGUACAGUCACUGUGAUGGGCAGGUUCCAGUGUGGACUAUUGGCCAUGCAGGUCAUGUAAGACCAAAUGAUGCUCAACUUACAGUCAGUGAUAUAUGUAUGUAAACAUCUCCAUGAAUUAGCAAUGGUUAAUUACAAUUUGAGACACACCUGGAACAUUUAGAAAAAGACUGUGCAAAUAUUUCUAUCAAAAGCCAACCAUUUUAAGUAACUUACAGAGUAUUGUUGAAAAUUGAGAAUAUUUGAGAAAUCUUUAAAGUUUAAUAACACUAAAAGAUUAAAUUAUUGCAUUUUAAAUAUGUUUUGUGAUACCUUGUUUUAAAUACAGAAAUUAUCAGUGAUAAUUUGCUGGACAUAAUAUUUCAAAAUAUGUUUUUUAAAAUUUCCAAACAACUGUAAGUAAAUUAUUGUAAAAUUUUAAAAUGUCCAUUUGUUUAAUAACUUUUAUUAUUUUAAACUUUUGGUCACUUAACUCCUAUAUUAUAAAUAUAAGUUUAAGUGAUAUAACAGAUUUUAUCAUGAUGCUAUUUGUCUCCAGAUUCAACUAAGGAAGAUAUGUUUGGUCUGGAAGCUCAAAUUAAACACAAGGUUGAUUUCAUUAAGGAAAAUAUUCCACCCGAUGUGUCUCUUAUUUUGAUUGGUCAUUCCAUUGGUUGCUACAUGAUUCUGAAUUUACUUGAUGAGCUGCCUGCCAAACAAGUUCUUCGCUGCUUCAUGCUCUUCCCAACCAUAGAGCAUAUGGCUGAAUCCCCAAAUGGAGUGAAGAUUACCCCCAUCCUCAGGCAUCUGCGUUGGCUUGUUGUAUUCAUCGCAUUUCUACUUUAUUUAAUUCCGCACAUUGUUAGAUGCAAUCUUAUCAGAUGGUGGUAUAAGAAUGUUGAUUAUCCUAGUUGUAUGGAGAAAGCAGUUCUGGAAACGUUGACGCCAUGGACAGUAAAUUUUACCACAUACCUUGCCAGGAUUGAAAUGAACAAGGUUACCACCCUGCAAAGGGAUUUGUUAGAUAAACACAGUAGCAAGCUGAGUUUUUAUUAUGGGUCCUCAGAUAACUGGGCACCAGUUAAGUACUAUCACAAUCUCGUAUCAGAGUUUCCCAAAUUAGAUGCUAGGCUUUGUACCUUGAACUUGAAACAUGCUUUUGUUCUAGACACUCAAGAGGGUAGAGAAAUGGCUAAAAUUGUGUGGUUGUGGGCCCAGUCUCACCAUCAUACUGUGCUAUCUUCACAAAAUCUUGAUGAUGGAGAGACUUGGGUGUUCAAUGAAUCUUGAGGUAUAUUUUAUAUUUUGUUAAUUUGAUAAAAAUGAAAUGCAUAGAACUUAAUAAAUUUGUAAAACUUCAUAUAAAAAUUAUUACGUUUUUGUAAUAAAACAAAAUGUGUAACAUUCGCCACAAAAAGAGAUUUUGGGCAUCCGGUGUAUUCAGGUUCAUAUUUUGCUUUUAAGCCUGUCAUCAGAUUAAAUAGUUUUCUAAUCCAACAUUUGAAGAAUUGUUAUAUUUUUGUACAUGUAAAGUAAUUUUCAAUGUAUUCAUUUUUUGUUACUAUUCCAAACAAGAAGUUAAAUAUUUCAUGGAUACGUAAAAGCAUACUGCUGUGAUGUAUUAUAAUUAUAUGUUUUGGAAGUGUUUUUUCUGAUCUUGAAAAUUUGGCAGGCCAGCCUAAUAAUCUGAUGUAAAUUAACGGUUAGAGGUACACAGAGUAUAGAAAUCAUCCUACUAAAAGUUACUAAAACGUUUUGCGUUAACCCUUGAAGUAAAUAAUAGUAUGAAUAAGAUGCAUCUACUUUAGACAGUGAAAUUUAGGUUGCCUAUUCAUAGUGUAUUGAGAAAGGUAAUCCCACUGUAUCAGGCAUAGCAUCUUUGUUACACAGGAACAAUCUUAUGCCUUGAGCAGUUUUUUUUACAUUGGGCUGUGAAAAAGAAGGUGAAGUGUACAACUAAUGCCAAGUCCCAGGAAACAUUUUGAAUAUCAGCUUGCUCUGCUCAGAAAAAGCAACUGGGAACUUCUGGUUCUGAAAAGGACAGUUGGAGAUCCUUAAAAAAACUGUCAAGUAGUGUCUCACCAGGAAGAGGCAAUAUCUGGAUUGGCUAUUUGUACUUUCUAAAGAAAGCCAAAUUUUUUGUAUUUACAAAUUAUAUUUGUUAAAGUACGGUAAUUUAUUUCUUAAUUUAUCUGUGCAAAAUUUUGCAUUUGUUAAAAAAAACAACAGUUAAUCUAUUAAGCAUUUCUGGCAAUAAUAAAGGAUCAGAUACAGAAUUCAAAUUCAAUGUGUCAGUUUAUUAUUUU